AUGAACCAGAGAAUAACUCCAUCUAAAGACCCGGUCCUCAUAGACCCGGUCGGAAGACUCACCUGUCCCAGUGUGGUCCCAGUGUGGUCCCAGUGUGGUCCCAGCGUGGUCCCUGUCCCAGUGUGGUCCCAGUGUGGUCCCAGUGUGGUCCCAGCGUGGUCCCUGUCCCAGUGUGGUCCCAGUGUGGUCCCAGUGUGGUCCCAGCGUGGUCCCUGUCCCAGCGUGGUCCCAGUGUGUUCCCAGCGUGGUCCCUGUCCCAGCGUGGUCCCUGUCCCAGCGAGUACCUGGGGACCGGAGUGGAGGGGAGGGUCAGUACCUCGGGUCCAGAGUGAAGGGGAGGGUCAGUACCUGGGGUCCAGUGUGGGGGUGAGGAGACAAAGACAGCUGCCACAUGGGACUCCCUUCUCCAGUGUGGAGGGAUCUGAGGGGCGUGGUUUGUCUGAAAGGGGCGUAGUCAGUCUGAGGGGCGUGGUUGGUCUCAGGGAUCUGAGGGCGUGGAAAGUUCUGAAAGGGGCGUGGUCAGUCUGA
Messenger RNA from Knipowitschia caucasica, 528 nucleotides. The record is from the annotation of a GenBank genome assembly. NCBI's taxonomy places the organism in Eukaryota, Metazoa, Chordata, Actinopteri, Gobiiformes, Gobiidae.